AUGGCUUCCCCUCAUGAAUCUUCAACUCUAGACCUCAUCCGUCAACACCUUCUCAUCGACGACUUAUCUUUCCUUCAGAAAUACUCUCUUUCCCACAAAUCACACAUCGUUUCUCCCACUCAUUCCUCUUCUUCCCAAUCCUCUUCUCUUGAUAGCCUUCGCAUUAACAAGUCUGUUUCCAGCGAAAGUGGUGUGAGUAAUGGUAACAACAACAGCUUAAAAGAAAGAAAACCGUCUUUAAAAAAGCUUUCCAUUCCGUUUCCUCCGCCGGUUGUGGAGCCGGUGAAAGUGGACGACGUCGACGAGAGGAGACAUUACAGAGGAGUGAGGCAACGACCAUGGGGGAAGUUUGCGGCGGAGAUUCGUGACCCCAACAAGAAAGGAACCAGGGUAUGGCUAGGAACGUUCGACAGCGCCAUCGACGCCGCGAAGGCGUAUGAUAGAGCGGCGUUUAAACUUCGUGGUAGUAAGGCUAUUUUGAAUUUCCCACUAGAUAUCGGGCAUGAAGAGGAAGCGGCGGAGGUUCCGGCGGCGAAGAGUAGCUGCCGGAAAAGAGUUGUCAGAGAGACAGAAACGGUUGAUAUGGAAAGCCGAAAGGUACCGAAAGUUGAGCCGGUAACGGAAGAACCCGUCGCCGUUAAGACGGACGCUGGUGUUGGGCCGUUGACUCCGUCAUGUUGGACGGCCGUUUGGGAUUUUGGGGAGGGUAACGGAAAGGGGAUCUUUGAGGUGCCGCCGUUAUCACCUUAUCCUAAUAUAAACUUUUCGUCUGGUUGUAUCGUCAGUUAA
This is a messenger RNA of Lactuca virosa, 789 nucleotides long. The record is from the annotation of a GenBank genome assembly. NCBI's taxonomy places the organism in Eukaryota, Viridiplantae, Streptophyta, Magnoliopsida, Asterales, Asteraceae.